Erigeron canadensis is the source of this 1017-nucleotide messenger RNA. RefSeq names its product ethylene-responsive transcription factor ABI4. Gene Ontology annotation, molecular function: transcription cis-regulatory region binding; DNA-binding transcription factor activity. The transcript has a single exon. The record is from RefSeq and is a predicted model, not a curated record. Gene Ontology annotation, cellular component: nucleus. Gene Ontology annotation, biological process: response to stress; positive regulation of DNA-templated transcription. NCBI's taxonomy places the organism in Eukaryota, Viridiplantae, Streptophyta, Magnoliopsida, Asterales, Asteraceae. The coding region runs from base 1 to 1017 and encodes 338 amino acids.
AUGGACACAAAUGAUUCCCAUCUCCCCAACAACACUUCUUCUCCUCCACCUCCUACCACCACCACCACUCCAAGUCCGCCUCGUAACAACAAUCGCAAGUCUAAAGGCAAAGGAGGACCAGAUAAUAGUAAAUUUAAAUAUAGAGGUGUUCGACAACGUAGCUGGGGUAAAUGGGUUGCUGAAAUUCGUGAGCCGCGCAAACGUACUAGAAGAUGGCUAGGUACGUUUGCAACCGCUGAAGAUGCGGCCCGAGCUUAUGAUCGGGCCGCAAUUAUUUUAUAUGGUACUAGAGCUCAACUUAACUUACAGCAACCGUCUGAUGACGGUUGCAACCCCGCCACCGCCACGUCAACUUCUCAGGCCUCUUCUCGUGGCCGGGGCGGUGGUGGUAGUUCCUCGUCGUCGUCUAGUACACAGACGCUUCGACCGAUACUACCACGACCCGCCAAUUUUAAUUUCACAUUUUCGCCUAAUUCUCAAAUGACGACCAAUUCUAAUGUCCCGAUUUUGGCUAAUUAUAUGCCAUAUAAUCCUUAUUACCCAACCGUACAACAAAGUACAAAUUGUGGUGGCAAUUUAGUACAAUAUUCUAUGCAACUUGUACAACCACAUCAAUAUUUACCAUAUCCCAACCACUUGAAUAAAAUUAGUAGUAUCGGUGAGGACCCCACUUCAACCUCGUAUGAUCCAAUUGCAAACGUAAACCCUAGAAUUAUUGACAACAUUAUUAGUAGUCAACGGGGUGGUCAAGAGUUACAAUUACAACCAACACAACAAUUUCAAAAUUGUCAACCGAUGAAAGACGAGGUUAAUUCGUUGGUGGGUUUGGUUGGAUCGAGUCUUUCCCUUGUGUCUAAUUCGUCGCCCACAAUGCCGGUCGGAGAUUCGGUUUCGGAUCCGACGUCUAUGGUGGCCGGCGGCGAGCCGUCAUCGCCAUCUUUGUGGUCGUUGACAAAUGACGAUGAGUACCCACCACCUAGUAUAUGGGACUAUGGGGAUCCGUCAUUUGAUUUUUAA